This is a messenger RNA of Sphaeroforma arctica JP610, 2028 nucleotides long. RefSeq lists its product as hypothetical. The record is from RefSeq and is a predicted model, not a curated record. NCBI's taxonomy places the organism in Eukaryota, Ichthyosporea, Ichthyophonida. Gene Ontology annotation, molecular function: ATP-dependent protein folding chaperone; ATP binding; ATP hydrolysis activity. The transcript has 14 exons. Gene Ontology annotation, biological process: proteolysis; protein folding; protein catabolic process. The coding region runs from base 92 to 1825 and encodes 577 amino acids. Gene Ontology annotation, cellular component: mitochondrial matrix.
AACUAGACUAUAUUAUACACAUCCUCUUUCUCGUCAUCCGCAUUCGUCAGGUACUUUGCUUGAAAGUCGAAAGUUUUUCUGAUUAAAUAAGAUGGCAGCUGCUUCAUUACUCAGGCAACAGUCGGCUGCAUGGCUUCGGCUUUCGAAAGUCGCUUCUAAAAAUGUGAGUUUAAUCUCCACGCCGUACGUGUGCAGAAACACAACGACACAAGGACAGCAACACAAUGAUGUCAACCUGAGCUUCCGGUCCCUGUUGCACUCGUCCGCUGCGCUUUUUGACGACUCUACUGCGGGUGGCGGCGGUGGGUCGGGCAAGGGCACUGGGACUACUAAUAUGCAGUGCGAACACUGUAAAACAAGGGCGGUUGUUGCUAUCGCCGAAUCAGGUAAAAUCUUUCAGUGUCUAAAUUGCAACAAGUUGUUUAAACUGGAUGGCGUUGAAGGCGACAUUCCCAACGUUGGCGAUACCUCGGACUCAGAUGAAGCCAAGCCGUCACUGGGUGACUUGAGAAGUCCCAAGAAGAUCCGCGAGCAUCUGGGCGAGUAUGUUAUAGGACAGGACCACGCCAAGAAGGUUCUCUCCGUUGCGGUGUACAAUCAUUUCAAACGUGUCAGAGGCAAUUUGGAAGGAAGGAAGGCUACCCCACCCCCGGCCGAAGGUACCAAGGGCACUGUGCUGAAGGUAGGCGACAGGAGUUUCCUCACGCCAGAUGACCACAACGGAUACAAAUGGGAAGCUAAAGAGAUAUUUGAGAACGAGAAGGAGGCUGAAAUCGCUAACGGAGAGUCAGGCUCAACCGGCAGUGCUCCAUCCCCGACGAUUUCUUCGAAGGCACAGCUGACGUUUGAUAAGAGCAAUAUCCUUCUCUUUGGUCCCACUGGUUCUGGAAAGACACUUCUGGCGCGCACCCUUGCAGAGUUCCUGGAUGUGCCGUUCGCCAUGUGUGACUGUACCGUUUUGACUCAGGCCGGAUAUGUUGGAGAGGAUAUCGAAAGUGUGAUUUUCAAACUUUUGAAGGAAGCUGACUUCAAUGUCGAGAAAGCACAGAGAGGUAUCGUAUACCUGGAUGAAAUCGACAAAAUCGGACGAACGUCAUCGGGGUCAAGUGUUACUAGAGAUGUCAGUGGCGAGGGUGUGCAGCAAGGUCUACUUAAAAUGCUUGAAGGAACCGUUGUUAGCGUACCUGAAAAGGGCGGUCGUAAGAACCCGAGGGGAGAAUUCAUACAAGUUGAUACAUCAAAUAUUUUGUUCAUGGGAAGUGGAGCUUUUCCUGGUCUCGACAAGAUAGUGCAGGAGAGGAAAAAGGUCACCGGCAUCGGAUUUGGCGCCACUGUGCAUCGCCCUAGCAACUCGAGCAUGACCGAUGACAAGGCUAUGAAGGAGGCUCAGCCCGAGGAUCUGGUGAGCUUCGGAUUGAUCCCAGAAUUUGUCGGCCGUUUCCCUGUGCACGUUGGCUUGGACACGCUCAGUGUGUCGGAGCUAGUCAGAGUCCUGACAGAGCCCAAGAAUGCAGCUGUAGCGCAGUAUCACGCUUUGUUCGAGAUGGACGGGAUACAAUUGCUCUUCACGGAUGAUGCUCUGAAAGCUAUUGCCACCGAGGCAUACGAGAAACGAACAGGCGCGAGAGCACUGAAGUCUACCAUGGAGCGAUUGCUGUUAGAAUCAAUGUUCGAGGCUCCAGGAUCAAACAUCACAGCUGUUCUGAUUGACGCAGAGUGUGUCGAGGGGAAGAAAGGUCCUACACUAUUCGCCGGUUCAGAGAUUGUUGAUGUGUACAGCGAGAGAAUACCCCCUACCGACGAGCCUGUAGUAGAGAACGAUUAAUUGUCAGAGGAAUAUUAAUAUGAUCAAUUGUUUAUGAAAUAUGAGUCCAGCAGAAUUGGAAGCUUCGAAUCUGAAUGUCGAAUGGAACAACGUUUACAUAGGAUAGGUUUGCCAUGAAGAACAACCUCCACAAUGAAGUUUUAUCAUUGGGAGUAUAUAAAUAAAGUUUAAUUGUCACUGGUAGCAUAUGUGAAUUCAUGGAA